AUGAAACCUCUGUUUCAUUCAUCUUCUUUUUGCUUUUUCUCUGUGUCACUUUUGAUGAUCUUCGUCAUAAAUAUUCCAACGUGUCUAUGCGAGGAUGAUGAGUACAUGAACUGUAACACAGCUUUUUCCUGUGAAGACAAUACGAAAGACCUCAAGUAUCCGUUCUGGGGAGGAAACAGAGAAAGUUAUUGUGGUGGUGUUGCUGAUGGUAUUAAUACGGAGCUUACAUGCGAAAAUAAACUUUCAAAGAUCACAAUUAAUAGUGUUAAGUAUCGUAUUCUUGAGUGGGAGAAUACGACACAGAAACUCACUGUCGCUAGGGACGAUUACGCAAGUCGUAAUGUUUGUGCUGUGGAUACUAAUAUCGAGAGAAGCUCAUUUGAAUACACUCAAUUUCAACUUAACAGUAAUGAGUUUGCUAACUUGACUCUCUUAUACGGUUGCAAUGUUGUACCUGGAACUUUACCGAAUCCCUUUUAUGAUAUUGGCUGCGGCCAAAGUAAAUAUGUUGUCUUCACUGUUGUUUAUUCUGCUUCAUUCCCUGCCUGCACUCCAACUCGCAAGGUCGUGAUUCCAAUUCUGGGAAACCUAGCUGCGCAACUGGGAUCUGGAAUUGGAAUACUCGGUGAUGUAUUACAAGAUUCCUUACAAAAAGGUUUUGAUUUGAAAUGGACUGGAAAUUAUUCGGAGUGCCAGAGUUGUGUAGCUUCUGGUGGAGCGUGUGGAAAUGGAGAUACUCAAUUCAGAUGUUUCUGCGAUGAUGGAGCUCACGCAACUUCAUGCGAUUCACCAGUGCUCCCGACCUCAAGUAUGUCUAUAAUAUCACUUUCUCCGCUCUUUUUUUCCUUCUUUGAAAGCUCAAUGUUUUAA
Molecule: messenger RNA, 870 nt
Organism: Lathyrus sativus (Indian pea)
Lineage: Eukaryota; Viridiplantae; Streptophyta; Magnoliopsida; Fabales; Fabaceae
Source: the annotation of a GenBank genome assembly